Molecule: messenger RNA, 7629 nt
Organism: Eufriesea mexicana
Lineage: Eukaryota; Metazoa; Arthropoda; Insecta; Hymenoptera; Apidae
Gene: alpha-Spec
Product: alpha spectrin
Exons: 9
Coding region: 163-7464 (2433 amino acids)
Molecular function (GO): protein binding; calcium ion binding
Source: RefSeq, a predicted model, not a curated record
AGGCGAUCCCACAGUUAGUAUCGAACUUCGAAGAACGUCAGUUGUCAGUGUUAUAUCAGAUACAGGAGAAUUGUGUAAAAGUCAACCUUACCACACCCCUGUGGCCAUUUUGGACACUAGAGAGUUGUCUAUAAACGUCGGACAAUAAGCAUUUCGUUCAAAAUGGAUCAAAUCACGCCAAAAGAAGUGAAAAUUUUGGAAAAUCCCGAGGAUAUUCAAGAAAGAAGAGACCAAGUCCUCAGCCGAUAUGCAAAUUUUAAAGCGGAAGCUAGGAAUAAAAGGGAUAAACUUGAGGACUCCCGUCGCUUUCAAUAUUUUAAGCGAGAUGCGGACGAACUCGAAGGAUGGAUUUUCGAAAAACUGCAAGCUGCUUCAGAUGAAAGCUAUAAGGAUCCUACAAACCUACAAGCAAAGAUACAGAAACAUCAAGCCUUUGAAGCAGAAGUUGCAGCUCAUUCUAAUGCCAUAGUAUCAUUAGAUAAUACAGGGACAGAGAUGAUAGCACAACAUCACUUUGCAAGUGACGUCAUUCGUAAGAGAUUAGUGGAUCUUCACCAUUUAUGGGAGUUGUUACUCUCUAGAUUGGCAGACAAAGGUCUCAAAUUACAACAAGCUUUGGUGCUUGUACAGUUUAUUCGACACUGUGACGAAGUAAUGUUCUGGAUCCAUGAUAAAGAAGCAUUUGUGACAACUGACGAAUUUGGUCAUGAUUUGGAACAUGUUGAAGUACUCCAAAGAAAAUUUGAUGAAUUUCAGAAGGAUAUGGCUAGUCAGGAAUAUAGAGUAACAGAAGUAAACGAAUUAGCAGAUAAACUUCUUCUAGAUGGACAUCCUGAACGCGAUACAAUUCUACGUAAAAAAGAAGAACUUAAUGAAUCAUGGCAAAGAUUAAAGCAGCUUGCCGUUUUGAGACAAGAAAAACUCUUUGGCGCGCACGAAAUUCAAAGAUAUAACCGAGAUGCUGACGAAACAAUGGCUUGGAUCGCUGAAAAAUAUGUUGUUUUAUCAUCGGACGAUUUUGGGCGUGAUCUCGCAAGUGUACAGACUUUACAAAGGAAACACGAAUGCAUAGAACGAGAUUUGGCAGCUUUAGAUGAUAAAGUUUUUACAUUAGGCACUGAAGCAAAUCGUCUUACAGGCAUUCAUCAAGCAGACCACUGUAAACAAAUUCAAGCUAAAUAUGAAGAGAUCAUGCAAUCAUGGGAAAGCUUAAAAGCAAAAGUGAUAGAGCGACAUAUAAAUCUCGAAAACUCUUACUCUACACACAAAUUCUUUGCUGACUACAGAGACUUGGUUUCUUGGAUGAACGACAUGCGUGCAAUUAUAUCGGCAGAUGAACUAGCUAAAGAUGUAGCUGGCGCUGAAGCUCUUGUUGAGAGACAUCAGGAGCAUAAAGGAGAAAUUGAUGCCAGAGCUGACAGUUUUGGUUUUCUUAACUCACUUGGCCGUAAACUACUAGAAAAGAAACAUGAAGCCUCAGAAGAAAUAGCCAAAAAAUUGGAUUCUCUUGCCGAGGAUAAACAGUCUCUUUUGAGCCUUUGGGAAAAGAGAAAAAUCCUAUAUGAACAAUGCAUGGACUUGCAAUUAUUCUAUCGAGAUACGGAACAAGCGGAUGCAUGGAUGGCUAAGCAGGAAGCAUUCUUAGCAAAUGAAGACCUUGGAGAUUCUCUCGACAGCGUGGAGGCUCUUAUAAAAAAACACGAAGAUUUCGACAAAUCUUUAGCUGCGCAGGAGGAAAAGAUCAAGAUACUGGAUGACUUUGCGGGUAAAUUGAUAGAAGGAGAGCAUUAUGCAGCAGACGACGUGGCACAAAGACGUCAGCUUUUAUUAGAGAGACGUGCGUUUCUUCUUGAGAAAUCGGCUCAAAGAAGACGCCGUUUAGAGGACGCAUACAAACUACAACAAUUUGAACGUGAUUGCGAUGAAACAAAAGGUUGGGUAAAUGAAAAACUCAAAUUCGCUACCGACGACAGCUAUUUGGAUCCUACUAACUUAAACGGAAAAGUGCAGAAACAUCAAAACUUCGAGCAAGAGUUAAAUGCUAACAGGACUCGUAUGGAAGAAAUGGUAGCCACUGGUCAAGAAUUAAUCGGAAGUGGCCACUAUGCUAGCGACAGAAUUCGUACUCGUACCGAUGAAAUCAUGUGCUUGUGGGAAAGUCUUACUCACGCUACAGAAAAGAAAGGAGCCAAACUACAAGAAGCCUCCCAGCAACAACAAUUUAACCGUACCGUGGAGGAUAUCGAGUUAUGGUUGUCAGAAGUAGAAGGACAAUUGAUGUCUGAAGAUUAUGGUAAAGAUUUAACUAGUGUGCAAAAUCUUCAGAAAAAGCAUGCUCUUUUGGAAGCCGACGUCGCGUCCCAUUCUGAUAGAAUCGAUAACAUUGCUCAAGCUGCUGAUCAGUUCGUAAAAUCGGGUCAUUUCGAUGCCGAUAACAUCAAGGCUAAGCAAGAACAAUUACAAGGCCGAUAUGCUGCUCUUCAGCAACCUAUGAGCAUUCGCAAGCAACGACUUCUCGAUUCUCUACAAGUACAGCAACUAUUUAGAGAUAUAGAAGACGAGGAAGCCUGGAUUCGUGAGAAGGAACCAGUUGCAGCGUCCACCAACCGUGGCCGUGAUCUCAUUGGUGUACAGAAUUUACAGAAAAAGCAUCAGGCUGUUUUGGCAGAGAUAAAUAACCAUGAACCACGCGUAGCUGCUGUCUGUCAGACAGGUGCAUCAAUGUUGCAAGAAAGUCAUUUCGCCGCAGAGGAAAUUAGCCAACGAUUGGCUGCAUUGGAUGAACAUUGGGGGCAGCUAAAAGAGAAAGCCAGACAGCGCAAAAAUGACCUAGAUGACUCCCUCCAGGCUCAUCAGUAUUUUGCUGACGCCAACGAAGCUGAAUCCUGGAUGAAGGAGAAGCGACCCAUAGUCAUGAAUGCUGACUACGGAAAGGACGAAGACAGUUCUGAGGCUCUCUUGAAAAAACACGAGGCCUUAGUCAGUGAUUUGGAGGCAUUUGCAAGUACCAUAGCCGCGCUUAGAGAACAGGCUGCCUCUUGCCGUCAGCAGGAAACUCCGACUGUUGAUAUUACUGGCAAAGAGUGUGUAGUGGCACUUUAUGAUUAUGCAGAGAAAUCUCCGAGAGAAGUUUCCAUGAAAAAGGGCGACACGUUGACUCUACUAAACUCUAACAACAAAGAUUGGUGGAAGGUAGAAGUAAACGAUCGUCAAGGUUUCGUACCAGCUGCAUAUGUGAAGAGAGUUGAACCUGAGGCAGGACUAAGCGCUUCUCAGCAGAAUCUGGCCAGAGAACAAAGUUCUAUCGCCGCUAGACAAGCUCAAAUUGAGGGUCAAUAUGAUGAUCUUUUGAGACUUGCACGUGAAAGACAAAACAAGCUUAAUGAAACAGCUAAAGCUUAUGUGCUUGUCAGAGAAGCUGCGGAACUAGCUACUUGGAUCAAGGACAAAGAGAAUCAUGCUCAAGUUCAGGACGUUGGCGAGGAUCUAGAACAAGUAGAGGUGAUGCAGAAAAAAUUCGAUGAUUUUCAAGCAGACUUAAAAGCCAACGAAGUUCGUUUGGCCGAGAUGAAUGAAAUUGCCGUACAGCUGAUGAGUCUUGGACAGACGGAAGCAGCUCUGAAGAUACAGACACAAAUACAGGAUCUUAACGAGAAAUGGACCAGCUUACAAACUCUCACAGCAGAACGUGCCAAUCAGCUCGGUUCUGCUCACGAAGUUCAACGAUUCCAUCGUGAUGUUGAUGAGACUAAGGAUUGGAUUCGAGAGAAAGAUGCCGCGUUGAACAACGAUGACCUUGGAAAAGAUCUGCGUAGCGUACAGGCUUUGCAACGCAAACACGAAGGUUUGGAAAGAGACUUAGCUGCUUUGGGAGAUAAAAUAAAGCAGCUGGAUGAAACAGCUAAUCGUCUCAUGCAAUCCCACCCUGAAACUGCUGAACAAACCUAUGCCAAGCAAAAGGAAAUCAACGAAGAAUGGACUCAGUUAACAGCUAAAGCUAAUAGCAGAAAAGAGAAGUUGCUGGAUUCUUAUGAUCUACAACGCUUCCUCAGCGAUUACAGAGACUUGAUGGCUUGGAUAAAUUCGAUGAUGGGUCUAGUUGCUUCAGAGGAACUGGCUUCCGAUGUGACCGGUGCAGAAGCUCUUCUCGAACGACAUCAGAAUCACAGAGCAGAGAUAGACGCACGAUACGGCAUACUUCCAGAGGAGCAUCGUAUGGAAAUCGACGCCAGAGCAGGCACAUUCCAAGCAUUCGAACUUUUUGGUCAGCAACUUUUGCAAUCCAGUCACUAUGCCAGUGUCGAGAUCCAGGAAAAACUUGAAUCCAUGGCUGAAGCACGUCAAGAGCUAGAGAAGGCUUGGAUCCAACGGCGCAUGCAGCUAGAUCAAAAUUUGGAACUACAAUUGUUUUGUAGAGAUUGCGAGCAAGCCGAGAAUUGGAUGAGCGCACGUGAAGCUUUUUUAAGCAGUGCAGACACUGUCGAUAGUAGCGAUAACGUAGAAGCUCUGAUCAAGAAACACGAGGACUUUGACAAAGCCAUCAACGCGCACGAGGAAAAGAUUGCCACAUUGCAAAUUUUGGCUGACCAACUGAUUGCUGCUGAACAUUAUGCUGCAAAACCAAUUAAUGAGAGACGUUGCCAAGUUCUAGAUCGGUGGAAGCAUUUGAAGGACGCUCUUAUUGAGAAACGUUCCAAAUUGGGAGAGUCUCAAACUUUACAACAAUUUUCCCGAGAUGCCGAUGAAAUGGAGAAUUGGAUCGCUGAAAAAUUGCAGUUGGCUACUGAGGAGAAUUACAAGGAUCCAGCUAACAUUCAAUCAAAGCAUCAGAAACACCAGGCAUUUGAAGCUGAAUUGGCAGCAAAUGCAGACAGAAUUCAAUCUGUAUUAGCCAUGGGAGGGAAUUUAAUCGAGAAACAUCAGUGUGCUGGAUCUGAAGAUGCUGUUCAAAAGAGGCUUGCUUCGAUCGCCGAUCAGUGGGAGUAUCUUACUCAGAAGACCACGGAGAAAUCGAUGAAACUGAAAGAAGCCAACAAACAGCGUACCUACAUCGCUGCUGUUAAAGACCUCGAUUUCUGGCUUGGUGAAGUGGAGAGUUUGCUUACGUCUGAGGAUGCUGGCAAAGAUUUAGCUUCUGUACAAAAUCUGAUGAAGAAGCAUCAAUUGGUUGAGGCUGAUAUCCAGGCACAUGAAGAAAGGAUUAAGGACAUGAAUGGACAGGCAGAUUCACUGAUUGAAAGUGGACAAUUUGAUGCAGCUGGUAUUCAAGAAAAACGUCAGAGCAUAAAUGAGCGCUAUGAGAGAAUUCGCAACCUUGCUGCACACAGACAGGCUAGAUUAAAUGAAGCAAAUACUUUGCAUCAAUUUUUCAGGGAUAUUGCCGACGAAGAAUCUUGGAUUAAGGAGAAAAAAUUAUUAGUCGGGUCAGACGAUUAUGGCCGUGAUCUUACUGGCGUACAAAACUUGAAGAAGAAGCAUAAAAGAUUAGAAGCAGAAUUAGGUAGUCACGAGCCUGCUAUACAAGCUGUUCAAGAAGCGGGAGAAAAAUUAAUGGACGUUUCUAAUCUGGGAGUACCUGAAAUUGAACAACGUCUAAAACUCCUCAAUCAUGCAUGGGCUGAAUUGAAACAACUGGCUGCCAAUAGAGGACAAAAACUGGACGAGUCUUUGACUUAUCAACAAUUCUUAGCUAAAGUCGAGGAAGAAGAAGCUUGGAUUACAGAAAAACAACAAUUACUUUCAGUAGAAGAUUAUGGCGACACAAUGGCUGCUGUACAAGGAUUACUGAAAAAGCAUGACGCUUUCGAAACUGACUUUGCAGUUCACCGUGAACGCUGCAAGGACAUUUGUGAAGCCGGAGAAGCUUUAAUCAAAGCUGGAAAUCAUCGUGCAGAUGCUAUAGGACAAAGAUGUGCCCAGCUUCGUAACAAAUUGGAACAACUUGGUGCGCUUGCAGCCAGAAGAAAGACUCGACUGAACGACAAUUCGGCUUAUUUACAGUUUAUGUGGAAAGCAGAUGUAGUUGAAUCCUGGAUUGCUGACAAGGAAACUCACGUACGUUCAGAAGAAUUUGGACGAGACUUGUCUACUGUACAGACACUAUUGACUAAACAAGAAACAUUUGAUGCAGGAUUGCAUGCCUUUGAACACGAAGGAAUUCAGAAUAUCACUUCGUUGAAGGAAAUGUUAGUCGAUUCUGGACACGAUCAGACACCUAGCAUUCAAAAACGUCAUGCAGAUGUUAUUGCUCGCUGGCAGAAGCUUUUAGCUGAUUCUGACGCAAGAAAACAACGUUUGUUAAGAAUGCAAGAUCAAUUCAGACAAAUUGAAGAAUUGUAUUUGACAUUUGCUAAGAAAGCAUCUGCUUUCAACUCAUGGUUUGAGAACGCAGAAGAAGAUUUGACCGAUCCUGUACGAUGUAAUAGCAUUGAAGAAAUUCGGGCUCUUAGAGAAGCUCAUGCACAAUUCCAGGCAAGUUUAUCCUCGGCAGAAGCAGACUUCGAAGCUCUGGCUGCCCUUGACAAACAAAUCAAGAGUUUCAAUGUUGGUCCUAAUCCAUAUACGUGGUUCACAAUGGAAGCGUUAGAAGAUACUUGGCGUAAUUUACAAAAAAUAAUCAAAGAACGUGAUGUGGAACUUACAAAAGAGGCUCAACGACAAGAAGAAAACGAUAAGUUGCGUAAAGAUUUUGCUAAACAUGCUAAUGCGUUUCACCAGUGGUUAGCAGAGACAAGAACAUCCAUGAUGGAAGGAUCAGGAUCAUUGGAACAACAAUUGGAAGCAACGAAAAGGAAAACGCAAGAAGUUCGAGCACGUCGUCAAGACUUAAAGAAAAUUGAAGACUUAGGAGCAAUUUUGGAAGAACAUUUAAUCUUGGAUAAUCGUUACACGGAACACAGUACCGUGGGUCUGGCACAACAAUGGGAUCAAUUAGAUCAAUUAGGAAUGCGUAUGCAACACAAUCUGGAACAACAGAUACAGGCACGUAAUCAAUCGGGUGUUUCUGAAGAUGCCCUGAAAGAAUUCUCAAUGAUGUUCAAACACUUCGACAAGGACAAGAGUGGUCGUCUGAAUCAUCAAGAAUUUAAGUCAUGUUUGAGGGCGCUUGGUUAUGAUUUGCCAAUGGUAGAAGAAGGUCAACCUGAUCCUGAAUUUGAAAAUAUUCUCGAUAUAGUUGAUCCAAACAGAGAUGGUUAUGUAUCGUUACAAGAAUACAUGGCGUUUAUGAUUAGUAAAGAAACCGAGAAUGUACAAAGCUCUGAAGAAAUAGAGAAUGCUUUCCGUGCUAUCACUGCUGCAGAUCGGCCAUAUGUUACGAAAGAAGAAUUAUAUGCUAAUCUUACCAAGGAGAUGGCUGAUUAUUGCGUUGCUCGCAUGAAACCUUAUGUCGAUCCAAAAACAGAGCGACCAAUCACAGGAGCAUUGGAUUAUAUUGAAUUUACUCGCACUCUUUUCCAAAAUUAAUUGUAGUUACAUAAAUUAUUUCUUUUUUAUUAUGACAGUUAUUAAAUUAUAGAAUAUGUUACAAUUGAAAUACUGGAUGCUUACUUAUUUUAUUAAACACCUUGAUACUUCAAUACCAUAUAUGUAAACAAUUAUUUAUCUUGACUUUAUUUAUAGCGCAUUUUA